Messenger RNA from Elaeis guineensis (African oil palm), 2013 nucleotides. NCBI's taxonomy places the organism in Eukaryota, Viridiplantae, Streptophyta, Magnoliopsida, Arecales, Arecaceae. The record is from RefSeq and is a predicted model, not a curated record.
GUUUCUAGGGUUACAGAAGCAGUGAUGCCAGCCGUAACAACAGAUGCAAAACGUCAGCAGGCGGCGAAGGCGAUGACCGCUGCGUCUUUUGACCCACCUCAGGGUAUCUUGACAGCCCUGGCUUCUUCCCAGUUUCCUCCCCUUCCUCUUAUUAAUCCCCCGCCAACUCCACCUCAGGGUAUCUUGCCACCCAUGGCGCCGACGAAUCACCGCCGUCCAAUCCCUUCUCCCGGCGCCGCGCGCCCCAUCUCCGCCCUUCUUCUCCUCCUUCCCCUGCUUCUCCUCACCCCUCGGUGCUCAGUCGCCCAGUCCUCCCCUUCCUCCGGCAUCAACAACAGCGACAACAACUCUUACUUCGACACGACGAAUUACAACGCUUCGAUGGCCAUCCUGAUUGUGGUGUUGAUCAGCGCGUUCUUCAUUUUGGGGUUUCUUUCGCUGUAUCUCCAAAGGUGCGGCGGCGGCGGCACGGAGUCGGUCCGCAUCUCCCUGCGCGGGCGCGGCGGCGGCGAGUGGCGAUCGUGGCGGCACCGGGGGCUGGACCCAGCGGUGCUGGAGACGUUCCCGACGCUGGUGUACUCGGAGGUGAAGGAGCUCAAGAUCGGGAAAGGGGCGCUGGAGUGCGCGGUUUGCCUCAGCGAGUUCGAGGACGACGAGACCCUCCGACUCCUCCCCAAAUGCAGCCACGUGUUCCACCCCGAUUGUAUCGACGCCUGGCUCGCCUCCCACGUCACCUGCCCUGUCUGCCGUACCAAUCUCGUCCCCGACCCCGACGCACCCCGGACCACCGCAGCCGAUCCACGACCGCCGGCGCCAGCCGCCGUGGAGGGGACGGAGGGUGACGGGGAGAGGGCGGCGGCGGCGCCGGCGGAGGAGGUGGUGAUCACGGUGGACGAGGAGGCGGCGGAGAUGGAGACGAGGGAGGAAGCGGCAGAGCUGGAGAGGAUCAGGAACCAGACGCGGGCGAUGCGGUCGAGGUCGGGGCGGCGGCCGGCGAGGUUCCCGAGAUCGCAUUCGACGGGGCACUCGAUGGUGCAGCCGGGGGAGAAUCUCGACCGGUUUACUCUCCGACUGCCGGAGCACAUUCUGUUGAAGAUCGUCGCCGCCGGGAAGCUCCACCGAUCGACGAGCUGCCUCGCGCUACCGACCGCCGGGGAAGGGAGCUCGCGGCGGGGAUACCGCGGUGGCGGAGGGGAUGGACUGGAGGGGAGUAGCCGCGGGGGGAGGUGGAUCCGGCCGGGGCGGUCGGGCGGGUGGCCGUCCUCGUUCUUCGUGAGGACGUUCUCGGCGAAGAUUCCGACAUGGAGGAAGGGGGAUGGAGAGGGUUCCGUGAAGAAGGGAGAUGGGGAGGGAUCCACGAGGGGGAAGCGCUCAGCCGUGGCGGCUUUCGACUGCCUCGGCGGCGGCGGGAAGGCCGAAUGCGUCGCCGACGAGGGCGAAUCGUCCAGCGCCGCAAUGGCCCGGCGGGUUUGACCCCAUUGAACUUCUUUCCUCUUUUUUUUUUAAAAAUUUACAUUUCAUUAUUUUAUUAAAUAAAUUAAUUAAAAUAAACAAGGGUGACAUGGCGGCUUAAGGCCGCGAGAAAAGAUAUUGUUGUGGACUCCUUGCUGCAAAGAGAAAUGUAAAGAUUUUGUUAUUUAAUUUUUGCUUCAUCCUUGCUUUUUGUUUUUUUUUUUUGGGUGAUGAUGGCAAUUUGAAGAAGGUUGCUAUGGCUGCGCUUAGGAAUAGACAAGGAAAAAAAUAGAACGAUAAGAAACAUGGAAGAUAGUGGCACAUACGACAAGAGAAGGUUUAAUUUAAAAUUAUAUAUGAACUUUGAUGGAAUGUUGAUGGCGUAUGUUAUGUUGGAGAUUGUCAGAUGUUUUGACUAGUACCUAGCUAUUUCAAGCUAGUAUUUAAAGGUCAAUCGGGUGGACCCAUCUGACCGGGAUCUCUUAUCCGACACGAAUCGGAUUUGCCCUAAAAAAUUAUGCAACUUGACACACUAAUUCUCUAUUGAUCCAUUUGGUUUGA